Cladocopium goreaui is the source of this 2161-nucleotide messenger RNA. NCBI's taxonomy places the organism in Eukaryota, Dinophyceae, Suessiales, Symbiodiniaceae. The record is from the annotation of a GenBank genome assembly.
GUGGAGGAUAGCAUCACAGGUGGAGAGUUGAGGGAGCUGGCACAGGAGCACUUCAACACAUCCUUCUUGAAGCUUGUGAUUGCAGAUGGAGGCAUGGUGGUCGUCGAUUUGAGUUCAUCAAGGACCUCUUUCGCUGCGAUUAUGCUUCGAGAUGACGGAUACAAAGGCAUCGCCUGGUGGGGAGAAAAUGACAACCCUGGAUUCGUUGGUGUCCGACUGACGGAGCCGGCUUGUGCAGUGAUUGAGAUUCAGAUUAUACUUCGAGAUGACGGAUACAAAGGCAUCGCUUGGUUGGAGCCGGGGAUGCGGGGGCCCGUGCCCUGGGAUGAUGAUGUGUGGGCACCUGUUGGGGUGGCAGCUGUCUUGGUGGACCAUGAGAAGGGUUGGACCCAGUGGAGCCUUUGCCUUCCGGUGAUGUUGGACCAACAUCACCGGAAGGCCCACCUUUUGCUGGGUGCUGUGCUCUUCAUCGUUGUCACCUGGUUGAGCAGGGUUGGGCAGGUAGUCAUCCCUUCUUUGGUUGCUGCACUAUGGCAGGCAGAGCAGAUGCAGGAGUCAAGCUCCAGCAUGGCGGAUGACGGAUCGGUCACUUUGAGUGGCGAUGUGGCGGAAGUGGUCAUGGAGGGCUUUGGAGAUUAUCUUGCAACGCUGGCUGAGAAAUGUGGUGAAGAUUCGGAAUCUUCACCACAAUUCUCAGCAUUGCAAUCAGAGCCACGAGAGGAGACCUUUGAGGUCAGCAAAUCCAGCAAGAAGGACAAAGCUUUGAGCAAGUUGCUCUUUAUGGGCAAAUUCAACCUGACAGAGGAGCAAUUCGAACAAGGUCUACGUGAUGAAGAAUUCUUCCUGGUGAAGGAUGAGCAAGGACGUGACAAAUACAGCUGGGAGGCCUUGGAGCACAGCCAUGAAACUGGCAGCAGCUCCAAGUUGAGCUUGCAAAGUUCCAAGUCUCUCAAUGCUUCUCAGGCCAAGUUGGAGAAGGCAGCCUUCAGUCAGGAGAUGACACCGAAGGGUUUGUUUGGGUCAGGGCUUGGUGCUUUGCCUGCUGCUCGUGGUGCCAUGCCCAUUGAAGACCGGGCAAAUGCCACCCUCACCAAGAAGCAGUGGCAGCAAGCCCAAGGGCAAUUACUUGAGGCAACUCGGGCCUUUGACAAAAUGGCCAAGGGGGUGAAGAAACACUUGGGCAUCCUUGGCCAUGAGGAAAAAGAUGAUCCUAUCUACAUCAGCCUGCUGGCACUGCAGCUUCUCGUCUUCAAGGAGCAUCUUGCAGGGGUGCGUGGUCAGCUGCAGGCCAGGGCAGCCAGGGCCAAGAAGGAAGGUCUCGAGGUGUCCAUGCCACCAAAUAGCAGUGAUCUGCAUCUGGUCACACCUUCAGUGGUUUGGCAAGGUUGGCUCAGCUUCAGCGAGGACUACGAUGACUUUGAAGAUUGGUGCCUACCAAUAAGCAUGCAUGGUGAUGAGGCAGACAGCUGGCGCCAACACUGGAACAGCCCUUGCUUACUUUUGAAACUCCCUGGUGUGAGCUGCUGGACCAUUAGCUAUGAUUUGAUGCACAAUUUCUGGCUUGGCUGGCUGCAGUUCGCUUAUGGUUCCAUCUUCUACUUGCUAUGCUUUGAAAUAUUGGAAGAAGACCCACUCACCAAUCUCAAAACAGUUGGAGCUUUUAUCCGUGAAUUCCAGAGGAAGGACGAAGGUCAUCAGAGGUAUAGGCAAAGAUUGGAAAAACUCAGCAUGUUCGUGAAACAGUCAGGGUACCCCAAGUUAAAGGGGAGGUCCUCUGAUAUCAAGGGCCUUUGUGCUGCGUUGAAAGCCUGUUGGAUGGCAAACAUGCGUGCUGGUGUGCUGCAAGACCAGCAAAUAGCGGCUUUUUUGGAACUCAAUCUGGACAUCCAUGGCUUGCUAGAAGACUACAGCCCAAAGUAUGGAUUCAUGUCGCUGCCUGCUCCACAAUGUGAUGAAUUGUACACCAAAGGUCUCGCAAUGGCCCAGCUCCAUGUUUGUUUACUUCAGCACUAUGCGCAACAAGAGGUGCUAAUUUGGAAUCUCACAUCCAAAACACACUACUGCCUUCAUUCUUUUUACUUGGCACGUUGGCUGCAUCCAAGCUUGACUCGGGCUUUCAAGGGUGAAUCGACCAUGAAGGCUGUGCAGACUCUUUGGAAGA